UGGGGCCCCCGGGCAAUAGGGGAUCAUGAGGCCCCUGUGUCCUUGCCCAAACUCAAAAAAGCCUAUGAAAAAGGUACCAGGGGCAUCUCAUGGGGCCCCCUACUGACCCCGGGCCCUUGGGCAGUGCCUGAGUUUCCAAAUGGUCAGUCCGCCCCUGCCCAGAGGUAUCUUUAUUAAUAACCAUAUAUGCCUAGGUUUAUGUGUACAAUUCCCACCAGGACUCUUUUGCUGAUAAUACCUGUUUCUACAUUGAUUGUAUGCACUAUUAUUAAUCUUUUCUUAUAUAAAGCUUGUAUUAUUUUCAUAAUGACACUGCAACCACUCCUCCUUCUG
Messenger RNA from Staurois parvus, 333 nucleotides. NCBI's taxonomy places the organism in Eukaryota, Metazoa, Chordata, Amphibia, Anura, Ranidae. The record is from the annotation of a GenBank genome assembly.